This is a messenger RNA of Colletotrichum orchidophilum, 342 nucleotides long. RefSeq lists its product as uncharacterized. NCBI's taxonomy places the organism in Eukaryota, Fungi, Ascomycota, Sordariomycetes, Glomerellales, Glomerellaceae. The record is from RefSeq and is a predicted model, not a curated record. The transcript has a single exon. Bases 1 to 342 code for a protein of 113 amino acids.
AUGGAAGGGUCUCUACUCGGACUGGUCAACUGGGAUCACGGGACUUGCACCUCACAGAGCCAUGUUCCUCCAGACCGUAUGCCCAGCAACGAAAAGCGCAAAUGGGGACACGGCGGCCAUACCAGAGCAGCUGAAACCUGCAGCUCGACUGUGGCGACUAUUAUGCGCUGGCCGCGUCUAAAAUGGACUCAACCAGGGCCUGGCAACCGGUUUGCGAUUGCGGCUGCAAUACGCCGCAAGGUCAAGGCCAGGUUGCUGCCGAAGCGAGACGGCGGCCCUGCCACAGGUGCAGAAGCAAUUCCGCAACGGCGCCCUCGGUGGCGCUGGAAGGUACUGUGGUGA